Eruca vesicaria subsp. sativa (arugula) is the source of this 1160-nucleotide messenger RNA. The record is from the annotation of a GenBank genome assembly. Lineage: Eukaryota; Viridiplantae; Streptophyta; Magnoliopsida; Brassicales; Brassicaceae.
AAGGACCCGAAGCGUUUCCUUAUCCCGAACAAACAGCGCAGUCUCCUUUCAUUGACGAACCAAAGAAAAGAUUUGUCUACUUCACUGUCUGUCACAACUGCCAUGGCGGCUUCACUCCCUUCCACGGCUCACACCAUACCGAUUCUUCGAUUCAGAGCGAAUGACUCCAAGUCCCUUGUCUCUGUCCCAGGUUCGUGUUUGAGGGACAGAGCUUCCUCUGCACGCGCAAUUGCGUGUUCUUUAAGGACGGACAAUCUUCGACUCGGUGCGGGAGUGAAGCUCUCCGGUGGCCCCGUUGUCAAGCGGUCACUACAGAAGAGAGUGGUGAUAAGGUCUGCAACUAUUGAAGAAAUUGAAGCCGAGAAAUCUGCUAUUGAGAAGGAUGUUAAAUCAAAGAUGGAAAAGACGAUUGAAACGCUUAGGACUAGUUUCAAUUCCAUAAGGACCGGGAGAGCCAAUGUAGCUAUGCUUGACAAGAUUGAGGUUGAGUACUAUGGAAGUCCAGUGAGUCUGAAAAGCAUUGCCCAAAUCAGUACCCCCGAUGGGACUUCUCUUUUGCUCCAGCCUUAUGACAAAUCUAGCUUGAAGGCUAUUGAGAAGGCCAUUGUCAACUCUGAUCUUGGAGUCACUCCUAAUAACGAUGGUGAUGUCAUUCGACUGUCCUUGCCUCCCCUCACUUCUGAGAGAAGAAAGGAACUAACUAAGGUUGUAGCCAAACAGACUGAAGAAGGGAAGGUUGCUCUGAGAAACAUAAGGAGAGAUGCCUUGAAGUCUUAUGAUAAACUCGAGAAGGAGAAGAAGCUGUCAGAAGACAACGUCAAGGAUAUGUCAAGUGAUUUGCAGAAACUAAUUGACACAUACAUGAAGAAAAUAGAGGAGCUCUGCAAACAGAAAGAGAAGGAAUUGUUGAAGGUGUAACUGGAAUGGGUGUUAGGCGACGAUCUGGUAAAAUCCCACAUUCCCAACUCCGCUCCCGCUUUCUCUUUUUUAUUGAAAAAAACAUGUCUUGGGGUACAAGAAUCCCUCGGUAAAUCGAGAGGAACUUUUGUUUAAGGCUUUGUCUUUGUUUUUGUCUUUGAAACAGAAAGUUCCAUCUUUGUACAGCAAACUCUUUGUUAACUUCUUUUCUGCUGCCGAUAACACUUUCAUUUUCCACAUUC